Messenger RNA from Suncus etruscus (white-toothed pygmy shrew), 972 nucleotides. Its product is annotated as olfactory receptor 51S1. Gene Ontology annotation, biological process: G protein-coupled receptor signaling pathway. The record is from RefSeq and is a predicted model, not a curated record. Gene Ontology annotation, cellular component: membrane. The coding region runs from base 46 to 972 and encodes 308 amino acids. Gene Ontology annotation, molecular function: olfactory receptor activity; G protein-coupled receptor activity. The transcript has a single exon. NCBI's taxonomy places the organism in Eukaryota, Metazoa, Chordata, Mammalia, Eulipotyphla, Soricidae.
UAUGUCAACAUUUCUCAAGCAGGCAACUCCAAUACUAGCACUUCAAUGGCUCCUAUGUUUCUGUUGGUAGGCAUGCCAGGCCUGUCAAGUGUACACUCUUGGUGGACAGUACCCUUCAUAACUGUCUACCUUCUUUCUGCUCUGGGUAAUAGUACCAUCCUGUGGAUCAUUGCUAUGGAGCCCACCCUACACCACCCAAUGUACUUCUUCCUCUUCCUGCUUAGUGUAUCUGAUAUUGGCUUGGCUACAACUUUAAUGCCUACCUUGCUGGGUCUUGCCCUUGCUGAUGUUCGUGCUAUACCUGCCUCAGCCUGCCUCCUACAGAUGUUCUUAGUUCACGUAUUUUCUGUUAUGGAGUCUUCUGUCUUGCUCGCCAUGGCCUUAGAUAGGGCACUUGCUAUCUGUCGUCCUCUCCACUACCCAAGAAUUCUCACCAAUGAUGUUGUUGGAAAAAUUGGUCUGGCAAUUGUUUUCCGAUGUUUAGGUCUCCAUCUGCCCCUUCCAUUCCUCUUGGCCCACAUGUCUUACUGCCACCCUCAGAUUCUGACCCAUUCAUAUUGCUUACACCCUGAUAUGUCUCGUCUGGCCUGCCCAGGAUCCAAGGGUGCAGUCUAUAGUCUCUUUGUAGUCUUGUCAGCCAUGGGAUUAGACCCUAUCCUUAUUUUCUUUUCCUAUGGAUUAAUUGGCAGAGUGUUACAAGGUUUGGGGUCAAGUGAGGAUCGCUGGAAGGCUGGCCAAACCUGUGCAACUCACCUCUGUGCUGUGCUGCUCUUCUAUAUUCCGAUGAUACUCUUGGCUCUCAUUGACCGUCUAAAGUUGCCAAUCCCUCAAUCUGCCCAUACUCUUCUCUCCUAUGUACACUUCCUGCUUCCUCCAUUGAUAAACCCUAUUCUCUAUAGUGUAAAGAUGAAAGAGAUUAGAAAUAAAAUACUAAAGAGGUUCCAUCCCAGGAAAGUGGAUUGUGCACAAUGA